This is a messenger RNA of Eutrema salsugineum, 1149 nucleotides long. RefSeq names its product putative F-box protein At3g17480. Gene Ontology annotation, molecular function: protein binding. Bases 1 to 1149 code for a protein of 382 amino acids. The record is from RefSeq and is a predicted model, not a curated record. NCBI's taxonomy places the organism in Eukaryota, Viridiplantae, Streptophyta, Magnoliopsida, Brassicales, Brassicaceae. The transcript has a single exon.
AUGAAGCGAUUACGAUCAUUAUCUAUGUCUGAUCUUCCAUGGGAUUUGAUAGAGGAGAUACUCUCUAAGGUUCCUGCAAUAUUUCUAAAACGCUUACGUUCUACAUGCAAACAAUGGAACAUGUUAUUCAGUGAUCAAGUAUUCACGAGGACGCAUUUUGAUAUAGCAGCAAAGCAAUAUUUGGUUCUAAUGUUGAUAGAUUUUAAAGUUUAUUUCUUGAGUGUCAAUCUCCGUGGACUUCACGACAACAUUGAUCCAUCUAUAGAGCUAAAGGGUGAAGUUAGCCUAACUAACCACCAUUAUCAUUCAAAUCAAUUUGAAAUAUCUGAAGUCUUUGAUCACUGCAACGGAUUAUUGCUAUGCAGCCUAUGCACAAACAUGAGCACGAGACUUGUGGUUUGGAAUCCAUGUACGGGUCAAACCAAGUGGAUCCAAACCAAAUGUGUUGAUAAUAGAUACGAGGAGUCCUAUGCUCUCGGAUACGAAAACAACAAAUCGUGCCAUAAUUACAAAAUCCUGAGGUUCUUGGAGUUUUAUGAUACUUCUGAGUCUGAGUUGGAAAUUUAUGAGUUUAGCUCUAAUUCAUGGAGGGUUCUUGAUAGCCUCACUCCAGACUUCGCAAUACAAUUACAAGGCGUGUCUUUAAAGGGAAAAACUUAUUGGGUUGCUGCAGAUAAAGGAAAUCAAUUUCUUGGCAAUAAAUUUUUGAUAAGUUUUGAUUUUACAACAGAGACAUUUGGGCCACAUAUGUGCCUUCCGCAUGGGGAUUUUUAUGCUUUGUCUUUGGUAAGAGAAGAGCGACAUUCGGUGUUGUCUCAGGACGAGGAGGCAUCAACGAUUGCAUCAACGAUUGAGAUAUGGAUAAGCAACAAUAUCACCGAGUCCAAAGCCAUAUCUUGGAGUAGGUUUCUAAAAGUUAAAUUAAACACUCAUCAGUUUUGGAAUCGUGAUAUAAGUUUUUUCAUCGACGAAGAGAAUAAAGUUGCUGUGUGUUUUGAAGAAAUAUUCCAAGAGGAGUCGGAUAACAACAAUAAUAUUGUAUACAUUAUUGGAGAGGAUAUAUUCAGAGAAGUGAAUCUUGGAGAUUCAGAUGCAGAACGGUGGUCUAGUCGUAUGUUCAGUUAUAUUCCAAGUUUGGUUCAAAUCUAG